AUGCAAUUCAACAAGGAGGAAUUCCGGCGCCAGGUGGGCGCUGGGCUGGGCCGCCUGCACAGGUUCCUGGAGCGGCGCCAGGAUGACCCCGAGAGCCUGGAGCUGAGCUCGGGGGGAGCGACCCCGACCCCAGCGCACCCCCCGGUGCUGGACUGCACCUUCUGCGGGCUGCCCCGGCGCUACGGGAUCGCCAUCCUGUGCGGGAUCGGCUUCUGCAUCAGCUUCGGCAUCCGCUGCAACCUGGGCGUGGCCGUGGUCAGCAUGGUGAACCCCGCCCACGGACAGCAUGCCCAGUUCAACUGGGACCCCGAGACGGUGGGGAUGAUCCACGGCUCCUUCUUCUGGGGCUACAUCGUCACCCAGAUCCCUGGCGGCUUCAUCGCCCAGAAAUUCGCCGCCAACAGGGUGUUCGGGCUGGCCAUCGUGUCCACCUCCGUGCUGAACAUGCUGAUCCCGUCGGCCGCGCGCACCCACGUCGGCUGUGUCAUCGCCGUGCGCGUCAUGCAGGGGCUGGUCGAGGGUGUGACCUACCCCGCGUGCCACGGCAUCUGGAGCAAGUGGGCCCCGCCCCUGGAGCGGAGCCGCCUGGCCACCACUGCCUUCUGCGGCUCGUACGCGGGGGCGGUGGUGGCCAUGCCCCUGGCCGGGGUCCUGGUGCAGUACACGGGAUGGAGCUCCGUGUUCUACGUCUACGGGAGCUUCGGGGUGUGCUGGUACCUCUUUUGGGUGUUGGUGACAAUGUCCUCCGCAGGGUUUGGCAUGGAGGCCACGCUGCUGCUGGUCGUGGGCUACUCCCACUCCCGGGCCGUGGCCAUCUCCUUCCUGGUGCUGGCCGUGGGCUUCAGCGGCUUCGCCAUCUCCGGGUUCAACGUCAACCACCUGGACAUCGCCCCGCGCUACGCCAGCGUCCUGAUGGGGCUGUCCAACGGCGUGGGGACACUGUCCGGCAUGGUGUGUCCCCUCAUCGUGGGGGCACUCACCCGCCACAAGACGCGCGAGGAGUGGCAGUGGGUGUUCCUGAUCGCCGCGCUCGUGCACUACGCGGGGGUGGCGUUCUACGGCGUCUUCGCUUCCGGGGAGCCGCAGCCGUGGGCGGAGCCCCCGCGGGAGGAGGCGGAGCCUCUGGCGCCGGGCGGGGCCAGCGACGAGGAGGAGGAAGAGGAAGGGGAGGAAGAAGGAGGAGGAGGGGKCGGUGGGGGAGGACCCCCGGGAGGACCCCCCGCGAGUUACGGGGCCACCGGCACCACCCCGGCCCCCGGGACCCCCCAUGGGUGACGCUGGACACCCCCUGGGAUGUGCCCCAAAAACCGCUCCCCCUCCCGGACCAGGGAAGCCCCCAAGACCCCCGGGACCCGCCGGGGAUCCCCCMCCCGCCUGCUGUGCCCCACAAGAGCCCAAGAGCCGGUCUCCCCCUGCGAUGUACAUAUAUAAAUACAAACUGCGGC
Malurus melanocephalus (red-backed fairy wren) is the source of this 1445-nucleotide messenger RNA. RefSeq names its product solute carrier family 17 member 7 (gene SLC17A7). Gene Ontology annotation, biological process: transmembrane transport; neurotransmitter loading into synaptic vesicle; monoatomic anion transport. Gene Ontology annotation, molecular function: L-glutamate transmembrane transporter activity; neurotransmitter transmembrane transporter activity. Gene Ontology annotation, cellular component: synaptic vesicle membrane; excitatory synapse. The record is from RefSeq and is a predicted model, not a curated record. Lineage: Eukaryota; Metazoa; Chordata; Aves; Passeriformes; Maluridae. The coding region runs from base 1 to 1275 and encodes 424 amino acids. The transcript has 10 exons.